Trichoderma harzianum CBS 226.95 is the source of this 730-nucleotide messenger RNA. RefSeq lists its product as hypothetical. The record is from RefSeq and is a predicted model, not a curated record. NCBI's taxonomy places the organism in Eukaryota, Fungi, Ascomycota, Sordariomycetes, Hypocreales, Hypocreaceae. Bases 253 to 618 code for a protein of 121 amino acids. The transcript has a single exon.
GAGCUGUCGGCGCCGAGAAACCCUCGAUUUCUCCGCCCGGAGCUGUUCCCCAGAUUCAAGGGCAUUGGCCGCGAGACUCACUCGGGCGAAUGCGCCCAAGCAGAUAGUAGAUACUUGGGCGGGGGGGUUGCAGCGGCUGGAGGUUUGUGUACUGCAGGUUGUUCUGAGACAGUCUCAAUCUCUCUGUUUUCCCCCCUAAUAGCUGUCGAGCGGGUUCAGUUGAGACACGGGGCCCGAGGGGAAAGAGGGAAAAUGGCACGAUUGUCGAGCGACAGGCAGAAAUGGGCGCAACAAUCCCAGCGUCUGGCUCAUUACGGAAGACACGAUUUGACGUUAGCAUCUCAUGGCGGGCCCAUCAACUGGCGAAGGGGAGAGGAAGAAAAGGCGAGAAGGAGAAAGGAAGAGGGAAAAGAAAGAAGAAGAAAGGGAGCGCAAAGGAAGAAGAAACAGAUGAAGUCUCGGCGAGGCGGCGAGGAUGGCAAAGGGAAGACGAAAACGAGGCGUUCUAGAGCGAGCGGGCAGGCAAAGAAGCCAUCGCAGCUGUUAGAGAGUGACGCGUUUAACGGCAGCAGCUCCAGGCGUGGCCAAAGUAUUGGAGCAAUAGGUUGCCAAGAGUGAGGAUGCAUCUGAGGCUGAGGAAAUGCGGACUAGGUAGACUCACUAGCAGGCAGGCACAGCGUCUGGGGGGGUGGCAUUACCUGAUUGAUUGAUGCGUGAUACUACCUGAUAC